CUCAGAUAUCUCUCAAAGGUACUUCUUGUGGCACUUGUACGGCUGCAUUGGCCUUGUUGAACAUGCCAGCGGCAACUGUGACAACGCUUCGCGAUAAAUGCCACGAAUGGUGACAAUCGAGACACUUUCCCUCGGUUAGCUGCUUCUUGCCCGGUAAUCAUGCGACUGUAGCUUAAUCCGAAGCACCGUUAGUUUGCUUUGCAGUCUACACUAAAUAGUGGGGUGUACAUCGUGUGUAGCGGUGUUACGAUGCUACUCCCUUAUUAUGGUGGUACUACUAAUUCCGGGGUUAUGCGAUGACAGACUGUUCCACAAUCUCACUGCGCUACGUUCGCCUGGUCAAAGAUAUUCCAUUAUCCACUCUUGGAUCAUAUUGCACGUUGAGUGAUACCCACCUAUCGUCUUUUUAUAUUGUGUCGCUGAAUGAGUUCGAUCAUCCGAAGUGUUACAUAGAAUGGAAAUCUCUCGCAGCGUCCGACUCCUAGCUUCAGAUCGUACGUUCCAUUCUGGUGUGAGUCACUGGUGCGCGCGAUCGCCAAUCUUAGACGGAAUAGAAAUUCCCUUGUGCUGCUCUUCUCCCAACUUCGCUCAUUAUCACAAUCGUGCAGACGUUCACUCUCACUCAGAAUUCUGAUAUACGCGCUGCUCGAUUUGUUCACGGAAACCUUGUUCGCCGCCGACUUCUAUUUUUGCUAAACUUCAAAAUUAAGAAUCUAUUUUUUACAUGUGCACAUUUUGGAUGCACGAUGGUAUCAGAUUUCGCGGCUUGCAUCUCGAUAUCACAGAACCUACCCUAUUACAUACUACGUGAUUUACCAGGGAAUAACAUACACGCGGUCGCUAAUAGUCUUCUGGCUAGACUUUCUAUCGUCUGUUACUAGUAUUCUCGUCGGCUUGUUAUCGGAUAAAUACCUACUCAAUCACUACAACGCAAUCUCUCAC
This is a messenger RNA of Amoebophrya sp. A25, 942 nucleotides long. NCBI's taxonomy places the organism in Eukaryota, Dinophyceae, Syndiniales, Amoebophryaceae. The record is from the annotation of a GenBank genome assembly.